This is a messenger RNA of Ylistrum balloti, 3190 nucleotides long. Its product is annotated as BTB/POZ domain-containing protein KCTD7-like. The coding region runs from base 71 to 895 and encodes 274 amino acids. NCBI's taxonomy places the organism in Eukaryota, Metazoa, Mollusca, Bivalvia, Pectinida, Pectinidae. Gene Ontology annotation, biological process: protein homooligomerization. The record is from RefSeq and is a predicted model, not a curated record. Gene Ontology annotation, molecular function: protein binding. The transcript has 2 exons.
AGUUUGGGACGAAACCCGCCGGACUGUAUGAUGCUGAAGUGACCAUACCGUGGGGUCAGACCCGAAAAUCAUGCAGACGACUUCUCAAGACGUGAACGGACAGCAAUUUCCAUCUGUCAUCAACCUUAAUGUUGGAGGACGAAUUUUUGCUACGCGUCUAUCCACACUCUGUAAAUACCCGGAGUCCAUGUUGGCUGUCAUGUUCAGCGGGCGUCACACAGUGGACAAGGAUUUGGACGGAAAUUAUUUCAUCGACAGAGAUGGGACCUACUUCCUGUUUGUUUUGAAUUUUCUGAGGGACGAUAAUGAUCUUCCCCCAGUAAACUACGCUGAGGAUGUUCUGAAAGAAGCUAUGUUUUACGGGAUACAAGCUCUGGUUGACCGAUUAAAAAACUCUCCUCCUCUCUUUGCUGAAUACGUGGUGCGAGAGAAUGUCCGUAAGAAACUGACCGGAUAUCAGGAGAUUAAGGAGGAGAUCAUAUCCCUGGCUAAGCUCCAGGUGAUGGAAAGUGGUGCUAUCACAUCAGUUGUAAGACUGAUAAUUUCUAAAAACCAGCCCGUGCCUCGUGACUUACAGUUCUCUAAACAGGUUUACAAGCAGUACUACAGAAAGUUUCGACUUUACCAAAGUUUUGAGGCUUGCUAUGGUAAAUAUUUCAUAAAUUUGCCUGCUGAAAGGGUAAAAGGUCAUCCUGACGCGGUCAUGGACCUAGUUGCGGCUUGUUUGAGUCGUGACCUUCUUGAGGAGGGGUAUAAGGGCAUAUUUAAAUCCGAAGGUGUGCAUGAUGAGGAUCGUAAGCUUAAGACUGUCACGUGGUGUGACGAAGAGUUCCACGUGUCCUCAUCAUGUCACAUGUUCAGGUUUGACUGGCUAGACACACCAGGCAGACAUUAAAUGUGUUGUAUUAAUGGGAACCAUUACAGCGCAUUGUCUAUAAUGAUCACGCCACUUUGAUGCCAGAUACUGAUAUAUACCCAUCGUCAUUUUCUUAGAAGAUAAAGCGACAUUUUUUUCUAGUUAUAGUAGAUACAAAUAUACAUGUACAUAUUAUAUAGGCCUGAUCACCUUCAUUCCAAAUAUAUAAGUGGGCGCCAUUUUUUCUCGGUAAAUAAGUAAAACCUUGUUUAUUCUAUGUUAACAAUAUUACUAUGUAAAUGGACAAGCAAUCCUCGAAACUAAAUGAUCAACCAUUCCAGUAAUUUAUAUAGCAGCCAACGAAAUAGCCUAGCCAUAUUAAUUUAAUAAAUGGAUUACAAUUAUUUAAUGUAAAUCUUCCCACAAGAUAAUCCACAAAAUCAUCUUUCCACGCACAAGUUUUCCCCCGUACGGAAUACAGACCGACAAAGUUUAUCUCUUAGAUGUUAACUAUUUUUUAAGUCAGUUUACUUAUGAACCUUUUUUAACUAGGUUAAAUCUGCAUUUCUACUGAUAGUUAAACUGUUCAACUCCAAGUUUCGAACAACAUAUUUCCUGUGUAAUUGUGUACAUUGUGGUUUAUUUAUUUAUUUUUUUCGGGAGAGUUUGAUUUCAUUUCUUUAACUCUAAACAAAAACGACCGCCCGAUAAACUGUGAAUAUGUGUAAUAUUAGGGUCGUCUCCAAACUUGUUUUGACUUCAAUAUUUUAUUUUGUAUAAUACACUAUUUUUGUAACUUUGUAGUUUACACUAGGUACCCAUGUGUAAUUUUGACAGUAGUGUAACUCUGGUGAAAUGUAAACAUACGACAUAUAGGUCAGAUAAAUGGUUUUAUUUUUUAUUUCCUUUUUUUUUUAAUUUUAAGCCUUAAUAUAUGUAGGCCGCAUGACUGUUUGUUGUUUAAAUUUUGUAACUUAAAGGUGAAUUUAAUAUUAAUGUAUGUCAUCAUCAGAUUUACUAUUGUAUUUCUUGGGUUUUAAUGUGUGCCACGUGGUUAUUUGUUGUAUUUUUAGUGUUUACAUUACCAGAUAAACUAUUGUUUUUAUUGGAUUUGCCCCAGCUGAAUCGGUCACGUGACUAUAUGUGGCUAUGUUGUAUUAUCCUAUGAAAUGUUGACCACCAGAUUGUUUUCAUAUUUGUUUCCAAACCUGCCUGUAUGUUAUAACUGAUUUACAUCGAGUCACAAUAUAGUUGUCACUUGUUUUGUUCUUAUAAAUGUGGUCGGUUCUUUUAAUACUCAUUCCUUCAUUACCACAGGAGUAACUAAUGUUAAGCUCACUUGUAAACAGGUUACAUGUAUGGGAUCUUACAUAAUCUUACAUUAAUGAAAAAAGAUCUUCCGAACUUUUUGUUUAGCGUCCCUGUAACGAGCUGACAAAUGUGGUUGGUUUCAUAUACUUUUUUAUCACAUAAUUCAUUAAUUUGUGUAAUAUUACUUAUAUCAUUCCCUCUAUGUCAAUCUUGGCGUCAUGACCCUCUAUAUAUUUAUAGGCACAUUUUUGAUGCCAUAAUGUAAUCUGCAAGCGUAUGACGUCACUAUCAUUUAAUUGUCUAUUGCUGACGUCACAAUAGAAUAUAUUAUAUGUCAAUUAUGUGAUUAAUAGAGAUGUAACCUUUAUGACGUAACUUGUUAAUGUGAUGUAUUGACUUCUACGGUGUCGUGAAUAUGGAAGCCAUUGAAAUAGGACUUAGAUAUCAUAUUAUCUUUAGUACAUCGGUGAUACUCCAGGGGUUAUGCUCACUAUUUGCACCGCGGAAACAUUUCAUUGCGAAAUUGAAGGUUUCGUGUGCGACUCAUAGUCAUUUAAGAUAAAAUUGAUUUGAUCCUCUGAUAUACACUAAACGAAUCUCGAGGUCGCAUAAUGGUUCUUUCUUUGAAGUUGUGUGUCGCUCCUUUGUAAUCUUCAAAUAAACGUAUCAGUCUGUGAUUGGUUUGUUUUCCUCCUGAAACCCUCUCUAGACCUAUCAAAUUACUACGCUUGUGCCUGCAGUUUUGUCAGGAAAUUUUCUAGGGGUGCAGAGAGCGAAAGUGAUCGAAGAUACCAUUAAAACUUCUCCACAGAGAACGUUUCUGGGCUAUGUUUUAAGAAGACGUUUUAUCUCAUAUGUCUUGCUUGAGGAGAUACCAUUUUGCAGUUUGUCUAUUACUUAUGGUAGAUAAUAGUUGAUCUUUAUGACAGCACCAUGAUGAAGAUUGCAACAUAUAGAAUACAGUAUAUACACUGAAACAAGGAUACGUACGGAGCCCGUUAACUGACAUGCUCCAUACUUAUU